GGCGUGGUGUGAAAUGCCGAACCGUAAAGGAGCGCGCAACGCCUAUUAUUUCUUCGUGCUGGAGAAGCUGCCGGAACUGAAACAGCAGGGCCUGGCUGUGACCGGGGUGGCUGACGCCGUCCCGCAUUGCUCCUAUGCCUGGGCGAUACUUAAUGAAGAACAAAAAGAAAAGUAUGCAGAAAUGGCUCGUAAGUGGAAAGCUAAGAAGUCAGAAGUACCAGCAAAAAAGCCACCUAGCCAAGUCUCGCUACCAUUUCCUACUCAAACUCAGAAUAAGAUUCCUGUUACAAGCCCACUUAAGUGUGAACAAGUUGUGCUUGAAACUUCAUUCUACUUUCUGAAUAUCUUCAGUCACGGAAUGUUGCCCCUUCACUGCAGUCAGCGUUUCCUCCCUUGUGAAAUUGGGUGUAUCAAAUACUCACUUAAGGAUGGCAUAAUUGCAGAGUUUCAUCAUUUUAUAAAUCCUGGAGAAAUACCACGGGGCUUUCGGUUUCAUUGCCAGGCUGCAGGUGAUGCUACUCAUAGAAUUCCCAUAUCUGGAUUUGACAUUACAACUGCAAGUUAUUCAGUUGUGUUGCAUGAACUGUACACAUUCAUCCAGCCACACAGGGACAACUGGCCACCUGUAUAUUGUAAGUCUGAUGAUCGCUUCAGAGUUAACUGGUGCCUUAAAUAUAUGUCUAAAGAAACAGGCAUAGUCAAUCAUCUAGAGCUUUUAAGUGUGGAGGAUCUUGUUGUGGAGCUGUAUUAUCAGAAACUUCAAAAAGAGCCUUCUAAGACUUGGGUGUGUAAUACACUGGAUGCCUCCAUGUGGGAUUACUCAGGCAGUACUAGGUGUCAAUGGCAUGAAGAAAAUGAUAUUGUAUUCUGUGCUCUUGCUACGUGCAAGAAAAUUGCAUACUGCAUCAGCAAUUCUCUAGCAAAUAUGUAUGAAAUCAAGCUAACUGCAUCUCAUUUACCACUACCUGAAAAGAACUGCCAGAACACAACAAACCCUAAGAUGAUAGUAUUAGAUGCUGGACGCUUCCAGAAAGGAAGGGUUGAGAGCACUGGAAGUGAUAGUUAUUUCAGAUCUCUUAAUAAGGAUCACAGUGCCAUACCUUGUAGUGGUAUAACUCCUUCAGGCGUGAAAACGAUGCAUGAACCCAUCCCUAGAUACGGAAGAGGAAUUGUACGGUUUCUGGAAAGCACAUCCAAGCAGUCCAACAGUUAGAAGCAUUCAGUGCUUUCUAUACAUAUGAUGAUUCCAGUUAUCACUGCAAAUAUAAACAUAUUACAUUUCGUUUAUCUGCUCUAUUUAUCUAUGUGUUAUCUUUUUGUGAAAGAAAAUCAUUUAGGAAAAUUUUGUUCUUAAGGUAACAUGGUUUAGUUACUAUAUGGCAGGCUGUGAUGAAUAUUUCUCUGUUUGGGAUGUUUAAUGAAAAUUAGAGGAGACUGAAUAAAGUGAAAUCAGUAAGACUGAUUUCUCAGGCUGUGGUUGGACUGCUAAAGCCUAUAGUUCAUUGUUCAUAGAACAAAGGUUAGCCACCUUUGUUGCUUUCCCACUGAAGUUAAUUUUGCUUUGUACAUAGCAUAAGAAAUCUUCAGUAGUAGUUAGGAUAAUGUAAUAACUAAAAGCUAAUGAUAAGUAAAAUUAGUUUUUUUAAAAAACUCUAGCUGCUGUUCUGCAAGUGCCAUAACAAGGUAAUUAA
Messenger RNA from Python bivittatus (Burmese python), 1691 nucleotides. RefSeq names its product maelstrom spermatogenic transposon silencer (gene MAEL). Gene Ontology annotation, biological process: negative regulation of DNA-templated transcription; male meiotic nuclear division; piRNA processing. The record is from RefSeq and is a predicted model, not a curated record. Gene Ontology annotation, cellular component: nucleus; P granule. Gene Ontology annotation, molecular function: sequence-specific DNA binding. NCBI's taxonomy places the organism in Eukaryota, Metazoa, Chordata, Lepidosauria, Squamata, Pythonidae.